AUGACCGCGAUUAAACCUUGGCGAAAGCACACCACUACCAGUCCUCAACGGUCAUUGGCCCUUUGGGCAAAUGUAUCAUGGCUGAAUGGGCGGUCCGACACCAGCAGUGCCGUCCUUCGUGGUCGAGACUCGACAGGGUCGACUAGGGGGGCGCAGAAUGAAAAUGAAAAUUACAACACCCAAGACAUGCGUGAUGCCAGGGACUAA
Molecule: messenger RNA, 207 nt
Organism: Penicillium manginii
Lineage: Eukaryota; Fungi; Ascomycota; Eurotiomycetes; Eurotiales; Aspergillaceae
Exons: 2
Coding region: 1-207 (68 amino acids)
Source: RefSeq, a predicted model, not a curated record